AUGAAUCAUAAUAGAUAAUUUUAAAGUUUAAGAAGUGUUCCAGAUGUGCAGGAAACUGAUGAAACAGAAGAUCGAAUAUUUUAUUAGAUGGUAGGGACAACGCAAGAAGAAUCUCAUAUUAUCACAAAUAGUGACCGCACGGCUAUUGAGGAGUGGAUGAAGUUACAAUAAAGCUUAAAGGAAGAGUAAUACAAAAUGAGAUAGGAGGAUGAACUUAAAAACAAAUUGUUGGAUGAAUUAAAACAUGAAAGCAAGAAUUAUUACUAAACCUACAUCAACGUAUUGGUCGAGAGCAAUAUGAAUCAAGAGCAAAAGACAUUGGAGGAAUCUACAUCUAGAUUAUUUAGAAAUGCAGAAACCAAUGUGAAGUUGAUAUUUGAAAAAUUGUCGAAUACAAAAGUAUGUUCUGCAAUAUUCCAACAUCACAACAAUACAAAUCGGACUACAGAUAUUGAGACUCUUAUACGAACAUUCAUAAAUAGUAUCUAUGAUAACAUUGCAUGUGGAUCUAUGUGGAAAUAACCAAUUUUGAAAUUGAUGAGUGAAAUAAUUACAACAGAAGUCAAUCGAUAAGAAUUUCCUGAAUUUUUGUGGGAUCGUGAAGAAACAUUAACCCAAUUUAUUAUGAAAGAAUUUGCAAAACGACCUGAAAAUGUCAAAUACACUAAAGUGAUAUUUAAAAACUCUUUGAUUCAAAUUACUAAAGUCGAUAAAUUUUUGGAUUUAGACAAAAGGAAAAUUGCAGAAAAAUUGAGAGAUAUAAAAAAGGAAUAAGAUAAAAAAUAGAAAGAUGAGAAACAAUCAAUGACAUCAUCUGCUUUUAUCGUUAAGCAAGUCCCCAUCAUGCAAAAUUCCUCACAUAAAUCAAUACCUUAAAGACAAAUACCCAUUAUCUUGCCAAUUAAAAAUAUAGAAGUACCCUAAUAAAAUAUGACAGUCUAUUAUGCUAAUUUAAUAAAAUAAUAUGAUCAAUCAAAGAAAGCCAAUACCAAACAUUCCAGAAGAAAUUAAAACCAAUUAACUGAAUUUUCAUUAAAAGUUCUUUAAUUUGGAGAAGAAUAAAGGUAGGCCAAAUUCUUAACCAUGGAAAGACGAAGCAUUCCACCUAUUUAAGAAUCUCAUUCAGAAUCACCCAUUCGAAAAUUAUCAGAAGUUUAUAGCCAUAAUAGUAGAUCUGAUCAAUAUAUGAAUAAUGAAAUUAAUAGUGUGUUGAUAGCAUGCAUAGAUAAAUUUAAACAGCUGGUAAACAAUAUCAUGGAGAACAUUUUUAAGAAUAUAUACUUAAUACCUCAAGGCAUUCGUAUUAUUUGUAAAAUGAUUCAAAUCACAAUCUUAAAAAAGUUUCCAGAUGCCACUGAAUAGCAAAUAUAAGAGAAUAUCUUUAGUUUCUUAUUUAAUGUUUGGUUGAUACCUUAAUUGGUAUUCCCAAAACAAUAUUCCUCUUUUAAAUAUAUACGUGAAGAUCAUGAAAACACUGUUUAAUAAAUUCAUACCAUCAUUAAAAAAAUGAUUAAGAACCAGAAAUACAAUGAUGAUCCUUAAUACAAUAGAUUAAAUUAGUAUAUGUAAGAUUUGUAACCCUCUCUUAAAGAUUAUCUUCAAGAAAUCUUGAAUUUGUGUCCUGAUUCUGUUAGUGCUAUAAUUAAUGAUACUAAUAAAAUAGAUGGAAUACAAUCUAAUUGUGUUUGCAUAGCUUUGGAUGAGAUUAAAGUUCUUUGCUUAUUAUUAUAGGAUAUGAAAACAUUCAAAACUGAGUCUGCAGAUCUUCAAAAGGUCAUUAAUUAGCUUGUUAUUUUGGCAACAAGAACCUUGGAAAUAGAUAAGCAUGAAAACAUAUUCAGAUAACAAUCUAAUUUAUAGACUUAAUAGUAAAUAUAUGCACUAAUCUUAAAUUUUUCUAUUCCAAAUAACAUCGUCUAUUAAGAAUAGGUACAGCCUUUGAAGAAGAUGAAAGAUGAAAAAUUGAGAAAUUAAAGGAAACUUAUUAAUGCCUUGAUGAAAUGCUUGAUCGAAAUUCAAGAUUUGGCUACUUCCACAUCUGGAAAUUAAGAAGAAACCAGUCUCAAAAGGGUUCUUACUAAUUUUGUUGAUAAAUACACCUAUUUGGAUGACAAAAAGACUGUAUUCUAAAUUAAAUACGUAUUGGAACAACUAAAACUAUUAAACAAAGAGGAUUUGCAAAGCAAUUUAAGAAAUAUUUAUUAAAUUUUGAAUUAGGAAUUUUAAGAACGUUCAAUGAUAUUGACUGAACACAUUCAAUAAACUAAAUAUCAAUUAUUGAGUGCGAAGUAUAAUAUUAAGAAAAAUUAUGAAGUGAUGAGAGAGUCUUUUGAAUAAUUAAGCUAAGAAAAAAGAUAAAAAUAAUUAUAUGAUUUCAUUGAAAAAACACCCCUAACAUUAUGUGUCACAUCUCCAAAAACAAGAGAAGGCUUAUUUUCUAUUAAAGCCAUGAAACUCAGAAAUAAUAAUAAUAAUGAAUCCUUAGAUGAAAAUUAAAUUUGGGUUGAACAAUAGAGCGAAUGCAUUCACAACGCUAUUAAUCUAGAAUUCAUAAAACAGAUUGUAGGAGGAGCCAGUCCCAACGACUAGAAGAAAAACUCUGAAUUUUCAAAUUCUCAUUGUUCUGAUAUCAAAUAAUUUAUUGAAAACUUUUCAUCACUUUAAGAAGUCAAAGAUGCUGUCAUUUCUGGAGAGGAUAAGGCUGGUGUGAAGAAUGCCUACUUUGAAUUUAUUUAAGCCUUAGCUACUUUUUUGAAAGGAAAGAACGAAAUGAAAAUAGAUGAAAUCUAAAUGAUGGAUAUGCUGGAAAAGUAUGUCAGCAAACGUGUUUAUGAUAAAGUCUAUCCAAAGGAGAGAACAUACAAAGAUGCUGGUCUUUACUUUAGAAUUAAAUCUUUGGAGUGGGUCAACUAUGACCAUUUAGAAAUAAUUAAAUAAAAUAGAGUUGAUGAAAUGUGGGAUUUAGCAGUAGAAGCAUUAUUGAACAUCGAUAAUUGCAAGACAGCUGUUAAUAAAUUAGAAGCCAUGAUCUAAUGUUCAAAAAUCAUGAAUGAUGUUCUCAAAUUAACUUCAUUAAAAGAGGAAGCUACAUCUGCAGAUACUGUGUUACCCAUUCUUAUUUACAUUCUUAUUAAAGCUGCUCCACAAAGAUUGCAUAGCAACUUAAACUUUGUCUCAUUAUUCUUAGACAAAAGCAAAACUGUGAGUCAGCAAGGCUAUUGUUUGACCUAAUUAUAAUUGGCAAUACAAUGGUUGGAAGAAGUGGAUCAUAAACUAUUGAAAAUGGAUUAGUUGAACUUUCUUGAAACAAUAACAAAAGCAGAAAUUAGAUAUGGUAUCCAUUAUUUAAAGAGAAGAAAUAGAUCAGAGAGAAUUUCAAUGCCUCUAAACAAAAUUUAAGCACUUAUCAAUUGA
This is a messenger RNA of Paramecium tetraurelia, 3414 nucleotides long. RefSeq lists its product as uncharacterized. The record is from RefSeq and is a predicted model, not a curated record. The transcript has 5 exons. Lineage: Eukaryota; Ciliophora; Oligohymenophorea; Peniculida; Parameciidae. Gene Ontology annotation, biological process: vesicle-mediated transport; regulation of GTPase activity. Gene Ontology annotation, molecular function: small GTPase binding; guanyl-nucleotide exchange factor activity. Gene Ontology annotation, cellular component: cytosol; endocytic vesicle.